Molecule: messenger RNA, 1811 nt
Organism: Effrenium voratum
Lineage: Eukaryota; Dinophyceae; Suessiales; Symbiodiniaceae
Source: the annotation of a GenBank genome assembly
AAGCUUCGAGUUCGCGACGCCGGGCCCGCCAUGUCGCACACCCGCGCCGAGAACUGUUGCGCUGGCAUCCUGGCGGCAUUCUUUCAGGAUGCCGCGAAGCCGGUGACGGAUAAGGGGCCAAGCUCCUCCGCUGUCCAGGUGGGCGGCAGCAGCAACAUCCGAGAUCAUUACACUACUGAAAACAAAGCGUUGGGCGCUGGCUCCUAUGGAACGGUAUGCAAGUGCAAGCACAAGAAAACGGGCAGUGUGCGUGCUUUGAAGACGAUCUGCAAGACCGCCGGUGGAUCCAGCUCCAAGGUGUUGGAGCGCUUCUACUGCGAGAUCGCCAUCAUGAAGCGCAUGGACCAUCCUGGAAUCAUCAAGCUGUACGAGACCUUUGAGGACAAGCGAAACUUGUACCUGAUAAUGGAGAUGUGCUCAGGCGGCGAGCUCUUCGACCGUAUUGUCGAAGCUGGGCACUUUACGGAGACCCAGGCGGCCAUUGUCAUGAAGCAGAUGAUCAGUGCCAUCUACUACCUGCACACGAACAUGAUUUGCCACAGGGACUUGAAGCCAGAGAACUUCUUGUUCCACACGAAGGAGCCCAUUGAGAACAAUCUGUUGAAGCUGAUCGACUUCGGCCUAGCAACGCCCUUCAAGACCGGCCAAGCGCUGAAGACGAAGAGUGGCACGCCCUACUAUGUGGCUCCUCAGGUGCUUGCUGGGCACUACAACGAGCUUUGCGACAUUUGGAGUUGCGGCGUCAUCAUGUAUGUGCUGCUUUGCGGCUAUCCGCCCUUCCUGGCGGACGCAGAUCCGCAGGUUUUGGCGCUGGUGAGGAGGGGGCACUUCACCUUCCCGGCUGAAGACUGGUCGCAGGUCUCCGAUGAUGCCAAGCAGCUGAUCAGAAAGCUGCUGGCGAUGAAGCCGCAGGACCGCUUCACUGCAGAGCAGGCGCUGAGCCACAUUUGGAUCAAAGAGAAGGCGCCGCGAUCAAGCAAGGAGCCGCUGAAUACCACCUCCGUCAGCAACCUCAAAAACUUCCGGGCCACAAACCGGUUCAAGAAGAUGGCGCUGCAAGUCAUUGCGACGCAGCUCAGUGAAGACAAGAUCGAGACACUCCGAAAACAGUUUAUUGCUCUCGAUGAGAACGGGGAUGGCCGACUGAGCAUCAAGGAGAUUAGUGACGGCCUGAAGGCGACUGGAAUGAAAGACGCGGAUUUGAAGCAAAUCUUGGCUGGCGUUGACUUUGACGGGAGUGGCUCUAUUGAGUACAAGGAGUUCCUGGCCGCCACACUGGACAAAAGGCACUACCUGCAAGAGGAUGCGCUGUGGUCCGCCUUCUGCGUCUUUGACAAGAAUGGCGAUGGCAAGAUUUGCAUGGAAGAGCUGAGAAGUGUGUUGGAAGAUGACAGCGUCGGGCAGCUCAUGCAAGGCCAGUCUGUAGAGGAAAUCAUGAAGGAGAUCGAUGAGGAUGGAUCUGGCGAAAUUGAGUUUGAAGAGUUUGUGCAGAUGAUGCGGAAGUCCUGAUGGGCCCCGGUGAUUUUUGCAAGUAUUUUCCGCACGGGCUGUCCGUGACUAGGAGCUAACAGGCUCCCGGUGAGCUCGCCUGGGGGCCGUCAAGGGGCCGCGCGGAGCGAGCUUCCGCGAGUCCGGUUGCCCAGGCUGAGGUCCGAUGCCUCGCUAUUGACUGCGCAAAGCGCAGGCUUCAGUCUUACCCUGGGAUUGGGCCACCAUAAGUUGAGAGCCUAGAGAGGGCCGCAGAUAUCACUUCGGAUCGCACGGGACUGUAGGAGGUCCUUUUUGGUGCUUUCUUGCCCCCACAGGCUGAG